UCGAUUACAUGUCAAGAAGCAAACGUAAUGGGAAUUUUAAAGAGCACCAUCAAUGCCCCUCUUAGCUUUGAAUGGAUUGGUCAAGAUAUAUGCAAAUGGAAACAUGUUGUGUGUGAUUCAUCAAAACGUGUGAAAGCUAUUCAGAUUGGGAAUCAAAACCUCCAAGGGACUCUCCCCAAAGAGCUUGCCAUGUUAACGGCAUUGACCCGUUUUGAGUGUCAAGACAAUAAUCUUACAGGGGUAUUCCCUUACCUCUCAAAAUCCUUGCAGAGGUUGGUAAUCCAUGACAACAACUUCAACUUAUUUCCCAGUGAUUUCUUCAAGGGCAUGAGCAGUUUGCAAGAGGUGACAAUUGACAACAACCCCUUCUCUCAAUGGAACAUUCCUGACAGUCUCAAGGACUGUGUCGCACUCCAAACUUUUAGUGCUCAGAGUGCUGGCCUUGCUGGGACAAUCCCAGAUUUUUUUGGCAGAGAUGGUCCCUUUGCAGGUUUGGUUUUCUUAGAUUUGUCUGAUAAUUUUCUAGAAGGUGGAUUGCCUGCAAGCCUUUCAGGUAGUUCAAUAGAGAAUCUUUUGGUGAAUGGACAAAACGGCAACUCUAAACUCAAUGGCACCCUCGAGGUGUUAGGCAAAAUGAAAUCUUUGAAGCAAAUAUGGGCUAAUGGGAAUUCCUUCACUGGUCCUAUACCAGAUUUGUCACACCAUGAUCAACUUUAUGAUGUUAACUUGAGGGAUAAUCAAUUGACUGGUGUUGUUCCACCCUCUUUAGUUGCUUUACCAAGUUUGAAGUCUGUGAACUUAACAAAUAACCUUCUUCAAGGAUCCCCUCCUAGGUUCAAAGAUGGUGUAGCAGUGGACAACAACAUGGAUAAGGGGAGAAAUCAGUAUUGCACAGACGUGGUGGGGCAAUCGUGUAGUCCCCUUGUAAAUGCUUUACUAUCUAUUGUACAACCUUUGGGGUAUCCUUUAAAUUUUGCUCAAAGUUGGCAGGGUAAUGAUCCGUGUGCAAAUGGAUGGACAGGUGUAAUCUGUUCUGGGGGAAAUGUUUCGGUCAUCAACUUUCAAAACAUGGGUUUGUCUGGCACUAUCUGUCCAUGUUUUGCUGCUCUUACUUCGGUGACAAAAGUACUUCUUGCUAACAAUAAUCUCACAGGUACUAUACCAAAUGAACUUGCUAGUUUGCCUCAUUUACAAGAGUUAGAUGUUUCCAACAAUCAUAUAUACGGCAAAGUGCCAUCAUUUCGUGAAGGUGUGGAUGUUAAAUAUGAAGGGAAUCCUGACAUUGGAAAGAAUGAACAAACUAAUCCAGGUCAUGUAGGUAAGGUAAACAACAAUAAUACUGCAAUAAUUGUUGGAGUUACGGUAAUGGUUGUUGUUUUACUUGUUGCUGGGGUUUUGAUACUUGUUAUGUUUAGAAGAAAGGCAAAGCGUAAGCUUCAAAACCAAAGCACAAUUGUGGUACCUCCUCGUUAUGGGGAUGGAAGUGUUGCAAAGAUAAUCAGUGGAAAUAUUAGUUCAUUAUUAAGUCCUUCACAGAGUGUUUAUAAAGGAGAAGCAAGUAACAUGUUAAUUCCAAUUCAAAUUUUGAGAGAAGCAACUAACAACUUUAGCGAGGGAAACAUUUUGGGAAAAGGGGGAUUUGGCACAGUAUACAAAGGGGAAUUGCAUGAUGGGACAAAGAUUGCAGUGAAAAGGAUGCAAUCAACAGGAUUUGUAGAUCAAAAAGGGCAGAGUGAGUUCACGUCUGAAAUUGCUGUGCUCACCAGGGUUCGACACAGAAAUUUGGUUGCACUCUUGGGGUUUUGCUUAGAUGGUAGUGAAAGACUUCUUGUGUAUGAAUGCAUGCCUCAAGGUGCUCUUAGUAGACAUUUGGUAAACUGGAAACAAGAGGGGCUAAAACCACUUGAAUGGAAGACAAGACUUGGUAUUGCAUUGGAUGUUGCUAGAGGUGUUGAAUAUCUUCAUGGUUUGGCACAACAGAUUUUUAUUCACAGAGAUCUUAAACCAUCCAACAUUUUGCUUGGAGAUGAUAUGCGAGCCAAAGUAUCAGACUUUGGACUCGUUCGACUUGCUCCUGAAGGGAAAACCUCGUUUCAAACUAGACUGGCUGGAACUUUUGGGUACAUGGCACCAGAAUAUGCAGCUACUGGGCGACUUACAACAAAGGUUGAUGUGUAUAGUUUUGGAGUUAUUCUUAUGGAGAUGAUAACAGGAAGAAAGGCACUUGAUGACAGUCUACCAGAAGAAAACAUCCACCUCGUUACAUGGUUUCGCAAGAUGUUAAUAAAUAAGGAUUCAUUCCGAACAAUCAUUGACCCAACAAUUAAGGUUGAUGAGGAAAUGUUACUGAGUAUUAGCACUGUUGCAGGGUUAGCAGGACAUUGUUGUGCAAGGGAGCCUCACCAACGCCCUGACAUGAGUCAUGUGGUGAAUGUGUUGUCUUCUCUUGUUCAAGUGUGGAAGCCUUCGGAAACAAAUGUUGAUGAAGCAUAUGAAAUUGACUUUGAUAUGACAUUACCAGAAGCACUCCAAAGGUGGAAACAAUUUGAGGGGAAUAGCCACACCAUUGACAUUGAUGUAACUUCUUCAACAAGACAUCUUAACGCAAACAACUCAUACUCAGAUCCAUAA
Vigna radiata var. radiata (mung bean) is the source of this 2631-nucleotide messenger RNA. Its product is annotated as receptor protein kinase TMK1-like. The record is from RefSeq and is a predicted model, not a curated record. The transcript has 2 exons. Gene Ontology annotation, molecular function: ATP binding; protein kinase activity; protein binding. NCBI's taxonomy places the organism in Eukaryota, Viridiplantae, Streptophyta, Magnoliopsida, Fabales, Fabaceae. Gene Ontology annotation, biological process: protein phosphorylation. Bases 28 to 2631 code for a protein of 867 amino acids.